CAAUCACGAUCCUCAGUUUGUGUUGAGCCGUUCUGAGCAGAAGAAGAGAACUGUGGUAGAAGUGAGAGUCUCGCCCGAUGACGAUUUUUUUUUGGUUUCGCGUUCACCAGCAAGGACUCUUUUCCAUCACAUGUACUCGGUUUAGCGGAAAGUGAGAAGGACACCAGCGGACGCGCAAGGAGCUGAAGAUCAUCCUCCGUUCCGGGUUGUUUGUUGUUGUUUUGUAGGGGGGACGAUAUCAGCUGAAUAGUGUACGCGAGUGGACACGGACGGGGUCAGUCAGCCGUUAUCAGUGACAGACCGAUGAAUGAGUAGUGCUUGUUUUGUUGAGUGAGAAGCUGGUGAUAAGGGUAUCGAAUGUUUAGUUGGUACAAGUUCAGCUAGCAAUUUGAAUAACACAGCAGCGUCAGUGAUGUGAUGGGAGUUAUCAUUUCGUUCCGGCCAAAUUCGAGUAACACAAAUGUUGCAAUCUUUCGGCGGUAUAUUUUUUUUUGCGGAGGCGAUAGCAAAUGAUUCUUCAUCUGGUGGGUCCACCUAUCCACACACCGCUUGCACAUUCGGGUCCCAUUCUGCCGAAUUACAGCGAAGCAUUGUUUUGAGAGUGUUGUUUUAUAGUCACUGUUCCUGUGAAAAAGCUCUGAAAAGGCAAAACACGAAAAAGUAAACGAUUGAUACGGAGAAAAAACGCGUCUUUUGGUCGCGACGUGGAGAAGACGAAGGAGGCGGCGCGAGUCGGGAGUGUUUUAUAAAUAAGCCGAUGAAAAGUGAGAAGACAACGACGACGACGACGACGAGUCGUUUGAUUCAUUCAUAAAAAUCGUACUCGCGUUUUUUCAUUUUGUUGUGCAUAUGUGCGCGCACACGUCGACCCUAAGCAGGCGACGAAUGCUGUGAAUGCUGUGUGGUGUUUAGACGACGAAAUCGCGCGUGUAGUGGUGCGCAACACGCGUCCAUCCGCGCCGUCUGAUCAACGCGCUUAGUAGUAGGCGAAAAGAAGUGCGAAUAAGAGAGCGGUUAUAAAAUUAGAAUCAUUUACCUAAAUCAGCGGAUUUGGCAGAUUUGGCAGAGGUGCCUCUAUACCUUGAUGCAUGCGGCGGUUUGUUCCCCCCUGCUUGGGCUUGGAAACAUUGCAUUGCUACCAGAUGAGCGGUUAGCGCAAAAGCGAAUGUGCAAUGCAAUUAAUUCGUUACCGCUGAGUGAAGCUGCUUGUGUGUAAACAUUGUCAAAAGCGAAAAGUAAGGUGGAGUCACGUUUUUUGUGCCGUUUCAAAACAACACCGAUUUUAAAAACCACAGAGCGGUUAGCGACUGGAUAGCAACAAUUCCUGCGAUUUGGCCCCGAAGCAACCAUUUGGAAGCUUCGACAAGCGAGCAGCCAGCUUUAUCUUGGGGGCACGCGCAAGCAAUGGAAUUGGAGGCAGCGUACGAAGCACUAGCGGACUACUCGCUCCAGGAGGCUCCCUUCUACGAGGCACCGCUCAAAGAAGUAGUGACUCAAACGCAAUCGUCACCACAAUCGAAUUCGUUCUCCCUCCGGUUCUCACCGAUUGUCCAUCGCAUGGCGACGUCAGCGUUGUUUAUGGCCACCAGUGCCAACGUUGCUGCUGCUGUUGGCGGUGGCAAAAUGAUGCAUCUGAACGCGGACUUGGUUCCCCAGCAGCAACAGCAGUCUCCCACAAGACCGCCAUCUCUGGUGCCAUCCUCCGGCGGAGGAGGUCUCAUGAAGACGAAGAAAAACAUGAAAAAAUCAGUCAGCUUUCUGCCGACGUUUGUGCAGAGUUACGAUGGCGAAAGUCAAAUCCAACUGAAGCAGGAACCACUGGACGAUGGACCACAUGUUAGGAAUAUCCAAAAAGUACCGAGCCUGUCGGAUUUGAGCGAUCCGGAAGCUUCACUAGAUGUACCGACACAGAUGCCACCGCUGACGCCCGGAACGAACAAAAAGCUAACCGAGGUCCUGUACGCGUCCUUCGCUUCCUGGGAGAAAGUGGUGCACUCCUACAAAAUUACCAAAGACCCACGACAAUGGACACCCGAGCAUGUGAUCAUCUGGCUGAACUGGUCGAUCAAAGAGUUCUCGCUCGAGAGCGUCAACAAGGAACCGUUCCUGAAGAUGAGUGGCCGCGACAUCGUUGGUCUAGGGCGGGAGGGUUUCCUAGCGAUAGCACCCCCCUUCACCGGUGACAUUCUGUGGGAGCAUCUGGAAAUUCUACAGAAAGAUUGCGAAAAGGCCCUGCUGGACACCAGUGGCAGCGCGUCGACGUCCACGAACAGCGCCCUGUUCGACUGCGGCUCGACCGGGGCGGCCAGCAGUGGCGUUAGCGAACUCAGCGAGUACAACAGUGCCCUGCAGCGACUGAGCAACCAGCAGCAGCAGGACCAGCAGCAAUUUGGCGGUGGCAGUGCUAGCAACCGUGUCAGUGCUGCCAGCAAUUCCAACAACAGCAGUGGUUAUACUUCCCUCCACGAUCGUAGCGACGGUUCCCCGCCACCGCUGAUCCAAUCGUCCAACCAGCAGCAGCAGCAGCAACAGUCCGGCACAGGAUCCGGUGGAGGAGGCGGUGGCGGCGGCGGAGGUGGUGGCAAUAGUGGCAAUAGCAGCAACAACAGCAACCCGAACAACUCAUCCUCCUCCGCUAAUACCAGUAGCAGCAGCGGCAGCAACAACAGUAAUAACAAUAAUAACAACAACAACAGUAUGUCCUCUUAUCUGUCCUCGAUGGCAGCGGCAGUGAGGAACGCCAACAAUAACAACAACAACAGCAGUGCAAAUAGUACCAACACCAGUUAUCCUAACAGCAACAGUGCGAAUACUCCAUCGACGACAUCCAGCGCAGGAAGCCAUCCGCAGAUGAAGGAGGAGCACGAGCCGAACAGCUUCAUCAACAUCGACGAUCUACCGAACUUUGGCGUUGUUCCGGGUCACUAUGACGACCAGGAUCAGUACCAUUCGCUACCGCAGCCGGAAACGCAAACGCCUACCCACGGCUACCUGGAGAACAGCCCGGAGUUCUAUUCCGCCAUACAGAUGGAGCAGAAGUACAUGCCGCCGCACUACAAGACCGGUCCGUACACCAGCCGAGGCGGCCGUUACCAUCAGCCGCACCAUCACAGCAGCAGCGGUGGAGGGGCAGGCACUGGCGCUGGCGCCGGAUCGCAAAGCUCCCAUCACCACCAUCACCAUCAGCACCAUCAUCCGCAUCACGACGGCUACCAUGAGUACAGCUCACCGUAUGACACACCCCCCUUCCAGACCGUACCUAGCAAUACGACAUCACCUCAGGGCUCGGGAGGCAACAGUAACAACGACAGUACCGGACUCGGGGCCCACAUAGACCCCUGGAGUCAACUGCACCACCCGGGACAACAUCCGGGUCAUCCGGGAGCCCAUCCGUCGCUGCUAGACUUCCAGCAUCCGGCGUACAUGGGAACGACGAUGGGUUUCGACAAGACGAUGCUCGGCAGUUACGGUGCGCAAGGUGGAGCCCCCUGCUUCACGGGUUCUGGUCCCAUUCAGCUGUGGCAGUUCCUGCUGGAACUGCUCACCGACAAGACCUGCCAAAACUUCAUCUCCUGGACCGGCGAUGAGUGGGAGUUCAAGCUAACGGAUCCGGAUGAGGUGGCCCGCCGAUGGGGAGUCCGGAAAAACAAGCCAAAAAUGAACUACGAGAAGCUUAGCCGAGGCCUGCGGUACUAUUACGAUAAGAACAUCAUCCACAAAACCGCCGGCAAGCGCUACGUGUAUCGUUUCGUAUGUGAUCUUCAAACUCUGCUCGGAUACUCAGCCAAACAAGUACACGAAAUGGUUGACCUCAAGCCGGACAAAAAGGACGACGAGUAGGCACACAAACACAGUGUAUAGUCACUCUGUGUUUAGCAUAGUUGUCUCCAGCGGGAGCGGAGUGCGUCUUGCUCAAAAAACACCCACAACUCCCAUCUCCCGGAGAGAAAUCCCGUUUUUUUUGGAUCUCCUUCAACAACCCUCACAUUUUUUUGGAUCAUCUCGUGCUUCCAUCGGACAGAAAAUUAUUUGAAAACCGUACUUCAAAAAAGCCCCCAAAGCAAAGCUGGCGAAACCAUCCACCAUCGACAACAACAAUCAAUCGAUCAAUCGAUCAAUCAAGUAGACAUUGUACACUGUGUACACACACACACGCACCCAUGUAAAUAGAAAAAAAAACUCAGAUUUCCCUUCCGCACACGCGUAAUGCGCGUACGCCAAAACGUAUGCAACGGAAGCGUUCUACUUUUUUGUUUGUUUGUUCACUCUCGUUACAUCUUUUCUAUCUCGCUCUUGGUCUCUCUGUGUCAUUUGUUUUAACGUCAAAUUUAGAGUGAGUGGGCAGUUUUUGCAACAACAACCAACGUCGUGAAAGGUGAGCGAAACUUAAUUUUACUUAACGAAAAACCUAGGAAAAAAAUGAAAAAUGAGUCAAAAAGUGAACGCUGGACCUAACAUUUUGUGUUGGAAAAAUGUCGUGUGAGCAACGCAAGAAAACAAGUUUUAUUUUAUUUUUUUAGUGAAAAAAAAACAGAAAACAAUUAUUUGUGAAGCUAUGUGAUAAGAUUUUCUUCUCUAUUUUUUUAGAUAUAUUCGUUCUAUAUAUGUAUGUAUGAUUAUUAUUAAUUAUUGAUAAAAAACAAAAUGAGAUAGACUAAACCGUUUGUUAGGAGGAGCAAGGAUAUUUCCUCCGCGCGUGCGCGAUAAGAGGAGAGGUAUAAAUAAGCAGUAUCAUGAAGAAGAAAUCAAGUGAAUGUUCUCUGUAAUAUUAACUAUGACGUAUGUAGUAAAAGCAACGAGUGUAGAAAUCCGUGGAUGAGUGCGUGGAUGAAUGGAAGAGUGUGUUACGUGGUUCGGCCCCGUCUUCCGCGGAAUGCGCUGAUCUCGCGAAGCAAAAUCAGAGUACUAUAUAGAGCUUAUAAUUCGCUGUUUGUGUUUAAUUCUUAUAAUCGCUGUACAUGUGUGUGUGCGUAUAAAAGUGUGGAUCUGUGCAAGAGUGUGUAUAUGUUUGCAUGAGGAGAGAGUGUCUGCAUCUUGAGAGAACAAGCGAAGCUGUGUAGUAUAAUUUAAGUGAACUAUUAAAAAAUAUUACUGUAAACAAAGAAGUAAAACAAACAAAGUCGAUCAAAAAUAAAGUAUAAUAAUAUUGUACCUCAGAGGCUGGUACCGUUGUAGAGGCGAAUGAACUGAAAAGUUUAAACCCUCUUAAAGCCAAAAAGAAGAAGAAGAAGAGGCUGGUACCGUGGAACGCCCCUCCGCGGAGGACUGGACGGAAGUUCAAGGCUCGGAGGCAAUCGGUUCCGAACCCCAUUAUUCAUUCAUAUAUUGGUGCGAUAUUAGAAGAAUACCGAUGGAUUUCAUCAAAAUAUUUAUGUAAACCUGUAGAAAGUUUAGUUCUUUUGUGCCUAUCAUCGAGGAGCUGAUUUGCCUUGCGAGACCGCGUCCCAGUUGUGCGGUGUCCACACUGAGUUAUAAUG
Messenger RNA from Toxorhynchites rutilus septentrionalis, 5477 nucleotides. It is a transcript of the gene pnt, whose product is annotated as ETS-like protein pointed. The transcript is spliced from 10 exons. Gene Ontology annotation, cellular component: nucleus. The record is from RefSeq and is a predicted model, not a curated record. The coding region runs from base 1405 to 3840 and encodes 811 amino acids. Lineage: Eukaryota; Metazoa; Arthropoda; Insecta; Diptera; Culicidae. Gene Ontology annotation, molecular function: DNA-binding transcription factor activity, RNA polymerase II-specific; sequence-specific DNA binding. Gene Ontology annotation, biological process: regulation of transcription by RNA polymerase II; cell differentiation.